This is a messenger RNA of Xiphophorus couchianus (Monterrey platyfish), 4845 nucleotides long. RefSeq names its product SANT and BTB domain regulator of CSR (gene sanbr). The coding region runs from base 711 to 2837 and encodes 708 amino acids. NCBI's taxonomy places the organism in Eukaryota, Metazoa, Chordata, Actinopteri, Cyprinodontiformes, Poeciliidae. The transcript has 21 exons. The record is from RefSeq and is a predicted model, not a curated record.
UGGUAACAGGACGCUUAUGUUGCUGCAGUGCGACAACUGGGACGACUUUACAAACUAACGAGCUUUUAAUGUGUAUUAACAGCUUUGUUUAGUCAGGUGUUUGGUUUGUGUUUAAACGGAAUGGCAUGUGAAUACUAUUUUAUACCGCAAACAAGGACGUAAAUUUAGCGAACGCCUUCGUUGAUGGUUAGCGUUCAAGCUAACUAGUGAAGGCUUGUGCUGCCUUCAGGGACUAUCGAAAAUCAUGUAUUUAGGAAAUAAGCUCCACUUAUUGACCUGAAUUUUACAAUCAAAGUGUAAGGCAAAAAAAAAAAGAUGUCUUUUUUGAGAAAGUAUAUUUGAUUUCUAUAGUACCUUUCACUUGUAAAAAAAAAAAAUCAAACUGUUUCUCAAAGAGUGCAUAUAAGAUAAAUUGUGAUAGAAGUACAAACACAUUUACUAAUAAUUUAAAUAGUAUAUGAAACAAUAUCGAAGAUAUUUCCCGACAUUAAAGUACAUACUGAUAUCAAUUUUAAUACUAAAACCUGAGUUGAGUGAAAGUGAGAUUCUGAAGGUAAAAUUUCGGUGGUUACCUGAAGGCAGCAAACAGUCCGGUCCCGCAAAGUUAGCUAGUCUGGCAGUUAGCCGUUGGACCGCAGCAUCAGCACCAUUAUCAUCACCACAACUGCAAAAAGGAUUCCGCUGCUGCCUUGACUCUGCUGGAUGACGAGAUGAGUCGCUUCUGUUCGGACAACAAUAAUUUCCCCUACGACAACAAUGUCCUGGUACUGGACAUGGUGCUGGGGUCUCUGUGGGGGGUCCCUCAGCCCAUAAACUGGGAGAAUGUGGCCAAACUGGUGCCAGGCUUCACUCCUAAAGAGUGCGCCCAUCGAUUUGAGGAGCUGAAGGCCACGGCGGGGUUUCCCCAGGUGGAUUAUCAGUGUAAUGACCUAACGGGAGGAAGCGGCUCGCCGUCUGACAGCCUGUCUGCCCUGCUGGAAGCUGGAGAUGUGAUCAAGAGAGAAGGAGGCAGUCAAAGCUGCAGCAAAGUCGCAGGCUCCAAGUCGCUCCCUGCUGGAAGGGGAGGAACGGUGGAGAAGGAGGAGUCGCAAGUCUCAGUGGAAGAGGAUAAAAAACCUCAAAAACCACAGGAUCUCAACAUGGUGAUCCACGUCUGUGAUGAGACCAAGAACCUUAAGCAGGAUUUCACCUGCCCCAGAGAUCUUCUAGUCAAAGAGAUGCGCUACUUUGCUGAGUAUUUAUCCGUGGACCAGCAGAGGUGGGAAGAGGUGGACAUCUCGGUCCACUGCGACGUCCAGAUCUUCGACUGGCUCAUGAACUACGUCAGGAGGAACUCGGCAGGAGAGGGGAACAAGGACAAACCCCGACUGGAGCCCAGCAACGUGAUCUCCAUCCUGAUCUCCUCUGAGUUCUUAAAGAUGGAUACAUUAGUGGAGGAAUGCAUCCAGUACUGCCAUAAACACAUGAGCGCCAUCGUUGCCACUCCCUGCAACAUGAACUGCAUCAAUAGCAACCUGGCAACACGGAUUGCCGAGCUCUUCAACCACAACGAGGCCGACGACAUCCGCGACAAAAAAGAUAAAUUCAAGAGCAAACUGUUUCAGAAGAAAAUCGAGCGACUGUUUGAUCCAAACCACCAGAACAAAGAUUCACCAGGAAACGCCUCGACUCUCUACAGGUGCGGUUUGUGCCUCAAGCUGCUGACCAAAGACACGGAGAGGAAGAUUUCCUGCGUUCCAGGGAAAAUCAACGUUGACGUCCGAGGACAGAUCAUCUACACGCACACAAGAAAGAAGAGCUGGGAUGUGCAUGAAUACACCACAGCUUUAUAUGAGGAGCUCAAGUCCUGGGUUCACGUUUACUGGAGAAUCUGGGGAACCAUCAACUACCUCACCUGCUCCCGCUGUCAGCAGGUGUUUGUUUGUGCAGAGCUGACCCAAUGCAAAUACCACCCAGACAGCGUGUCGUACCCCGGCAUGGGCGCAGAGAAAGGCUGGCAUGGGGCGGGAAUAUACCCCUGCUGCAACCAGAGGGUUCUCCGCUUUGACCCCACUGGGAUACCAAAGGGUUGUAAGAUGCGGGAUCACAUCGUGAACGUACCGGAUGAGGAGAAAUGCGACGAGGCGACGGCAGCUCAGACCAGAGUCCUUAACGACCUGCUGCUGCACAGAGACGCCGUGUGUUUGUCCAACGCGUCGCCGGCAGAGAGCUCUGAGGAGAGUUCGCCCGGAGCAGAGAAAGUCCCAGACUGCAACGCUCUCCUGGAGCCGACACUCCUCGGACCUCUGAGAGGAGACGGCAGCUCUUUUUCCCUUUUCAAGAACUGGACUCUUCAGCUGAGGCAGCAGUCUCUCCUGUCGGAGGACGAGGAGUACACCACGGGGUCAGAGGUCACCGAAGACGAGGUCGGGGACGAAGAAGAGCUGUCAAAGAAACAAGCUGCUAAGAAGGCGAAGAAGCCCCACAGACCUCUGAAGAAACAGCUUUCCUCUCCGAACUUCCAACGCAAAGACAAAUCUGAGAAGCCACAGUCUAGAGACAGCACACCUUUCACCGUGAGCCUCCAGAAGAGUAAGUGGGACAGUUCUCGCUCGCUGCGCUACAACCAGGACGCUCAGAGAGAGGAAGACCAGCGCCGCAUGGCGGAGCUCGUCGGCCACCUGACCAAGAUGAGGUUCGGAGACCAGGAGCCGAGUAAAUCCAAGGACACCAAAGAGCCGGCCGGUGGGAUCUACGCCCGGCUGGAGCUGCAGUUCAGAGGCGGCGCGCCGACCAGACCGACAGCGGAGAAAGCCCCCAGAUCCAAGUCGCGUUACGCUCAAAUCCGAACUACUUAACGAUCCCGAAGUGAUGAAAGAUGGACAGAAACCCUGAAGAUGAGGAGCCGUCUCCAGACGAGGGACAGGCAGGUGUGGACUUCCUGCUCUUUGCCGUCUCCGUACAUGUGGACCUCCAUCGGCCGCGCUGCGUGUUUGUGCAGCUGUGGCCGUUCCUCAAUAAACAAGGCGAACCCUCAUUGCUGCUUCAUGAGCGCAGCAGGACCUCAAACACCAGAAAACGUCGGCCAUGUUGUUUAUCUGAGAGAUUCCCACGUUUUCCUCCUUACCGGAUCUGAUUUGUAAUUUCUCUCGGUUCUGGUCAAAAUGCUUUCAUCUGUAACUGUAUUCAACUAACAACACAUCUAUAAACACAAAAACAAAAUUAACAAGUUGCAUCUUUUGCCCACUAGGUGGCAGCAUACAACCUUGGCAGAGGUUUUAAGUGAUCAACUUUGCCCCAGUUUUACCCAGAACAAGUCACCUUUAGUCCCAACGCUCGGCCAGGUGAUGCCAACAAUGUGACCAAAGGGUUUUACUUCUUGGUGUGGAUGAAGCGUCCAAUCAGCUGCCAGCACCUUCUUGUUUAGGUCAGAGAGCUGGUUGCUGCACUGGGUGGAGGGUCAGGCCGGAGAGGUUCUGGUCGGUAUUAAUAACCCAGCUGCACACCAGGGCAUAAGGGGACAUGAAGAGGCAGUGUGGGCUGGGUUCUUCUCCCAAACCCCCUCAUGGUGGGUGGGGGCUAUCCCAGCUGUCCCUUCUUCUUCUCCUCGACAGCAGAUGCCGAGAAUGGCCGAGGAUCUGUGGAUGUGGGUGAGGGGGUCCGGUUACAGCAGGACUGAAUUAUGGGCCCACAGAGCGGCCCGGACGUAAGCACAUCAAAGAAAACCAGGGGGGGAGACAAAAAAAGUCCCCAAAACAAACUCAAACGUAGAUUUAAGAGUGUAAUCUGAAACAAUUAAUCAAGAUUAAUCAAUUAUUUCAAUAAUUAUCAGCUAAUUUAGUAACCGAUUAAUCGUUAACUGGAGCAUACAGACUCAAAAAAAGGCAAUUUGCUGAAAGAACAACAUAUUCAGAGCUGUAAUGAAGCCAAAACGGUACCAAUUAUUUUUAAACCUCUGGAAUCUUACAUUUUUGAUACCAGAUAAAUUAAGGCUGAAAUGAUUACUUGAUUAUUAAAAUAAUUAUUAACUACUUUAGUGACCAAUUAAUCAUUAGCUGAAGUGCAAAAAAGGCAAAGUUUUGAGCUGUAAUUAAGACAAAACUGUACAAAAAUAUAUACAUCUUAUAUUUAAGAUAACAGAAAAAACUGGCUGUAGCUCUGUUCUGCUAUAAAAACUCCUCAAGUGGUUUAGUUUCGUUUCACCUGGUUCAGAUUCGUUAAGAAAAUCUAUUAAGGCCUUUCGCUAAUCUAAAAAAUAAUCCAGAUAUUAAUAAGUCAAACAGAUAUGACUGAACUUUUCACAUAUUGAUGUUAGAAGUAUUUCUUUUAGCUGCAGAUGCAUCAUCUGGUUCAAAUGCUCAAAGGAAAACUUGCUGCAUUUUAGGGAAUAAAAUGUUAUUUACAAAAGGAAUAUACUCGUUUAUUUGCAUUUUUUAAUGCAUUUACAUUAUUGUAUACACAAGGCUCAAAUGAAAAAAACAGCUGAAUGUGGCAAUUUUUUUAUUAGCUGAUUAAUCAUCAGAAUAAUUGCUGAAAUAAUCAUUAAUAGCAGCUCUAAGAAUGAUUUAAAUAAACUUUGUCUGCAAGUGACAUUUCAACUUCUAUUACUUAUAAAAACCUGAGCAGAACUGAUGGAUGAUUAAUCAGAGUAGGGCUGAACCAAUUAAUAAUCAUUUAGUAAUCAAUAACUGGAACAUACAGACAAAAAAGGCCAUUUGCUGAAAGAACACACACUCAAUAUUAAUCAGAGUAAUCUGAAAUUAUUUUUUCCAAAGACGUUUCAUGAUUGAUCCUGGAACACUUUGCACUAAUUUGAUGAUUGAAAAACUUAAACAGAUAAAAACAAUAAAUAUUUUUGUUGUUGAA